Molecule: messenger RNA, 2976 nt
Organism: Synchiropus splendidus (mandarinfish)
Lineage: Eukaryota; Metazoa; Chordata; Actinopteri; Syngnathiformes; Callionymidae
Exons: 8
Coding region: 309-767 (152 amino acids)
Biological process (GO): synaptonemal complex assembly
Cellular component (GO): synaptonemal complex
Source: RefSeq, a predicted model, not a curated record
CGAUCCAACCGCUCUGUCGUUGCUGAUAUUUCACCCGCUAUUGAGAUCCUUGUAUUGAAUAGUCAUGACAAUGCACCCAAACUUUAAUGUCAAGCGAGUCUGUUAUCGUCCAAAGCAUUUUGUAAAAGUGCACCAAUGGGAAACCAGCAUUAUUGUGACGUCACCUUAAUGGCGUCUCCUUGUCACAACUUUUUGGUGUUAGUAUCACAAAAACGAGCCAACUCCCGGUUAUUACCGCAUCAUAAACGCUCUCGCGUGGUUUACCGACUCGGUGACGCAAACGAUUUUGGUUCUGAGAAUGAAGAACAAUGAUCGAAGACAAAAUCAACUCGGUGAAGUCCCUCUAUGACUCGCUUACCAGGCAACACGAUGCUCUGCAGAUCAAGGCAAGCCAACUGGAUGAAAUUUACAACCUGAAACAAGAAAUGUGCCAUAAGCUAAAUUUCCAGUGCAAAGAGUUUGAGCAGGAGUCUAUCAAGCUGGUCGAGGAGAAUCGAAGGGUCAUGGAAUUGCUCAGACAGUACAGAUGUGAAAUCCAGGAGGUCAAACUCAAACAUCGAAAGCAAAGAAUGAUCUUUGAGAAUCACCUUCAGCAACUUCUGGAGCUGCAUAAGAAGCUUUACGCUUUUUUCUAUCCAAAGCGACUCCCAGCUGAAAUAGAGAAAGCAAGAAUUGCAAAGCAGCAGCUGUUGUCAGCUGAAGAGCAUAAAUUGGAUCAGCUGCGCCGCCUUGAGGAGGUUUGGGAGAAGGCGAAUCAGCAGGACUAAGUAAUGGUGUUGGACAUCAUCUGGAUAAAACAAAUGUGGGGAAUAAAUAUGCCACUAAGUUGGUAGACAAUUACUGUCAAUUUAAUUGUUUGCUUUAAAGCAUGUUGUUAAAUAACAUUAAUUCUCAGGUUCAUCUUCUUAAUCGUUCUCUGGUUACGUCGUCCUUCUUGAUGCAUAAGAUUGGUUCUUUACUGUGUCACACAUUCGUCAUAUAAUUAUCUACAGUGUGUGCUGUAAAAUAUGUAACAAUAAAUAGAUUUUAAGUCAGUAAAAUGCUGGAAACCUUUUUGAAGACCGUCUUUCAUCCUGCUAAUGCUCAUCCUCACUAAACUUUCAGUGACUGACCCUGCGAAGCACCUUCUAAAGGUUGAGAUCAUCCUUAAAACCAAUAAGAAAAACGAAACAAAAAUAAAGUAAAAUUGAUUGCGCUUGAUCUUGAGCUUCUGAUUUGGUAUGUUGUUUGUCAGGCACUACCUGUUAACGUCCGAAUGAAUUUCCUUAUUCAAAUUCCUGGUUUUCCUGGUUUUGAUUCUGAAGAUUACAGGUGGUUUCCAAAAAGCAGACAAAAAUAGGUCUAAAAGGUCUAGAUUUCUUGCAGUGUUUGUUGAAUUUGUGGCUCUUGAAGAAGGGCUGCUAAUAUAUAAAAAUAUAUAUAUUUUAAUUAUUUUUAAUAUUGUUGUAAAUAGGAUUGAUUAAGAUUGCUCAAAUGCUUGUUUUUUUUUUACUUCAUUGUCUUCAUAUGCAUUUUCAAGAAUGGUUGCCUCAGAUGACGCUGUUAUUAAUGUACACUAUAUUUUCAAUUAAUUUACUAACUUGUGGCUCCUAAUGGACUGACAAAUCCAAACUAUGUUCAUAAAGUAAUUACAAAAAAACAUCAAGUUAAAGAUACUCAUAUGACCAUUCAGGUUUAUUUUGGGGAAGAGUGUCAUCUGAAAUUCAACAGUAUCGUUCUCUUUUUAAGCUUUUUUUUUUUUUUUUUUUUUUAUCACAAAGGGUGUUUUUACUCAGAUUAUUCAAACAAGUAUUUUGGUCCAAAGUCCCUAUUGUUGUGACCUCUCAGGACCUGUUUUAGGAUCACAAACUUGACAAACCUUUAUAUUAAGGGUUUAAAAACAUCAAAGGCCUCACUAUGGCUACCUGCAUGAUCCAGUUGAAUAUUCAAACACAUUCAAAGUCUUAUUCAAACCUUAGUUGCGUGAUGACCCAGAUAACUGAGCUCGCUCACAACAUGUGUUUCGUUCUAUUUGAGUUUUCUUUUAUUUUGUGCAUGCACUUGAACCUCCCCUAGCCGUCUCUUUGAGCUUCCCAGCUGGAACUCAUUGAUCAAUCAGUGCUCGACCACUUGCAGCAUCUCAACACUGGUAACCUGGCUCUACUCUGUCAAGUUUUGUAGACUGGGAUGUUGUGCUUGUUUUUGCUCUGGUGCCCAAGUUUCUUAGCUAAAUUCGGUGUAAUUUUGUUUGGUCCUGUACCAUAAAUGGGUGUUGACACUCAUAUGUGCUUAUUGUUUUUAGGCCCGUUUUUACUCAACAUUAUAUAUCAAUCUGAAUACGAAUAGAUCCUUUUGUCUGCGCUUUACAUUCAUUUUGUCCGUAUUUCUGCAUGUUCUGCACAAAGCCCAUGGAUGCGGGCCAGAUGGAGCAGUACCACCAGAAACAGUAGGGGGGCAGUGAUACGUAGAUCUGAAGAGACACGAAGAAAACAACGGUGGCAAUUCUCUGUCCUCCAGUAGCAAUAUAUUUAACAACCUCACCGACCACCACCUCCCACAAUGUAUCCUCCGUUUCGUCUUCUGUGCAAGGGGUACGUCAUCCGUCUUUCUUCCUCAGUUGGCAUGUUUGCUUUGGAAUUUGUCCUUUUACUAUGGGCUGCUCCCCAUGUUGGAUAUGUUGGUGAACAGCAAUACCAAUGUAAAGAACGCAUGAAAGUAUGUGAUCGGUGAUGGUGGUGGUGUAACAUUGUUUGAAACGGAGGGUACAAUUUCGUACGUGAAGAGACCAUAAAUGGGCCUUAAGUACUUAAACCUUUGUUAGUGUGGGUUUUUUCCUUUGUUUUGUGUUUUGCUUGUGUUAUUCUGCUUCCUGAGAGUUUUGACCGCAACCAUAUAUUUUGGGUUUCAGAUUCGUCUGGCUUCUGUUCGUGAUGUUCAGUGACACCAUCUGUUGGAUCUUUGGGUUAUUUUUCAGUCUUCCAUUCCGAUUUAAUAAAC